Molecule: messenger RNA, 2464 nt
Organism: Anolis carolinensis (green anole)
Lineage: Eukaryota; Metazoa; Chordata; Lepidosauria; Squamata; Anolidae
Gene: cep68
Product: centrosomal protein 68
Exons: 7
Coding region: 133-2025 (630 amino acids)
Source: RefSeq, a predicted model, not a curated record
AGAGGCGGGGUUGCGCGCGAGGAGGGAGGGAGGGGCGCGCGCAUUGUGGCCCGGGGAAAGCGCGAGCCGUGGCGCGAGCUGCGGGGCAGGGUUCCCAGGCGGCAUCUUCAUCUUCGGCCCAGAGGCGGACAGAUGACUACAGUCAAGCACUCAGAGUCUAGUUUGCUGGAUUCGCCAGGAAUUCUUCCACCCAAAUCUGUGACUUCUACCUGCUACAAUUCUGCCACUAGAGCCUUUCACAGCUUUAAUAGGAAACAAUUGUGGUUUACCACUAAUUCAUCCACUCCGAAACAUUGGCUAGGUAAAAAAAACCCAAAUUCUAAUGAUGUCACACCCGCGUUAUCAAGAACCAACAUUUCCUUACAACCGACAGAAGUCUCUGAUUUUGGAUGGGAGAAAAUUGUAAGAUCAAAAAGGUUUUCAGCUCCAGGGGUUCUUUUGUUGCCUGAAAUACCCACUUCUUCAAAUCUGCACCCUCUGUCUGAUCAUGAAGGAAGCCCCAGGCUGAGCACAUGCAAGCAGUCGCCUAUGGUUACUUGCUCAUUGAUGGGUCAAGUGAGAAAGAUGUCCUCUUUCCAGGCUGAUUACUGGGCAUGUGCAAUACCUGAUUCCUUACCACCAUCACCAGACCGUCAAUCCCCUCACUGGAACCCCAACAAAGAAUAUGAGGAAUUGCUCGAUUAUACCUACCCUUUACGGCCAAAAUACAAGCUUGCACAGAACAUCCAAGACUCCACUGUCCAUGAUUCUGGAGUUGACCUUGACAGCUUCUCCAUUUCUCCUGAAAGCACCCUGAAAUCUGUGAGCAUGCAAGACCAGAAACCUCCGGUUCUGGGGACCCCGAGUACACAGAGGUUUUUGACCCCCUUUUUGAAUAAACUCGAAGGCUCAGAUCUGGUUUCUCAGUGCAAUCUUUCACCCAUUGGGAAAGUGUCAUCUGAAGAUGGUGGUCUUUCUUCAGAAAGAAAGGGCAUUUCUCAUGAGAAGGUGCAUAGUUUCUCUCCAACGUGCUAUGAACAUGCUCCAUCCAGUUUGGCCAACCGAGAUAAAAAUGGGUGGAACGCAAGAGGACAUGACAAUCUCAACAGGAUGGAUAUCGCUCAUAGCAGCUUCAUACGCUCAACAAGGGUGCUACCCUUACGAAAAGAAUACUCUGGUGAUGAUGAAUAUCUCUCCUUACCCCCCAGACUCAAGGAGUUAGAGACCUUGGCUCUGCAGCUGACUGAUUUGUCACUGACUGUAAGGAAACCUGAAUAUGACUGUGCGCAUGAUGGUUUCCCAUGCAUCAGUGUGAAUGGAAAGCAACUUUUAUCGGAAGUUCAGGCCGAUGGCGGCAGUAAUGAGAGCCAGUGGGAACUGUAUUGCGAUUCUCCUGGUAGCUUUCACAAACAUGGUGAAGAAGACUUUCUGAGCCAUCAAGGCUGGAAGGACUCUGAAAAUGUGCUAAGAAAGGCUGCAAGUAGUGAUCUUGUUGAAAUAGGAAGCCUUGAGUUCCAAAUUAGUGAAAGUAAUCAGGGCAAGGAGGAAAGAAAUGGAAGCUCUCUUGCAGACCACAUCAAGAUGUUCUGUGGCCAGCUAGAAGAGCUCAUUUGUUGGCUGCACAAAGUAGCAGACGUUACAGACAACUGGAUUCCUCCCAAGCCAGAUGUUAAAAGUGUUAAGGCAGCACUCCAGAACUACCUGGAGUUCAAAAAGGAUUUAGCUGAACACCAAACACUGACGGAAGGUGUCUUGCAGGAUGGGGAAAGGCUUCUCCAAUGCAUGGCAUCAAGUUCAGCAGAAAAUUAUUGUGAAUGGGGGCAACCACUGAGAGAGGCCUAUUGUCACCUCUCCAAUCUACAAGUAGCUGCAUCUUACUCUUGCUCUGAAGUUCUACAGGAUACUCUGCAUUUGAUUGGAAAACAAACUGAAGAGCUUGAAACCCACGCCGAACGCCUGUAUGAGUCUGUUCUCUCUGUUGUGGAUACCCUUGGUGCUGGCUUGAUGGAGAAUUGUGAUACACAACCAGUAGGAGCCCAGUCAUAGUCAUCCAAGUAGAUAACAUCCUGGUUGAUGUGGACAUUUUGUAGGCUAACUUUAUCUGAAUAAAGGAACUACGUCUAUCUCUAAGGAGCCUUAUAGCACUGGCCUAAAAAGAGUGUUAAACUAUUUGAAAACUUCACCUUCAAAACACUGAUCUACUGGACUGAUUUCAAGCUUGACUUCAAAGUUUAACAAUUACAGGCAGCUGGCUUCAGUCAUCAGCACCGGUGUUGGAAAGCGCCGAGAAAAUACCUUUACCUGAUUUUGGAGUUAUUGGUGAUUCUUCUAACAUUUGAGUUAAUUAAUAUUUUCUGCUUCAUGAAGUGAAUGACUUCAGUGCCUUUUCCUCCUGUGUACAUUCUCUUUCAAAACUGUCUUCUAAGGAUUUAUUAACAUUUCUCUGGAAUACUACUUUUUAAAUAAAAGUUAUUUUAUCACUGUA